AUGGCACGUACCAUUUGGUUCCAUGUUCCCAAUGCACCACCUGCGGAAGGAAUGAGUGAACAGGAGGCUGCGGCCAGGUCUUUAGUGGAGAAAAAGUCGGCUAUCAACCUUCUCGAGGCAUUUGCGGUGGCUAUCAAGCAUUAUUUGAGAGGAGAAGAUGGGAUUUACUAUCAGGAUUUGUACUACCUCGUCAAAUUCCUACCGGCAUACGCUUUGCCAGCUGGUUUACCAGCGUCCCCCACCGACAAGUCCGUAUUCAGCGAAGAUAUUUCUUUGCCAUCUCCCCAGACCCCAGCUCCCAACUCUUUCAGUAGCCCAAUAUCUGAGAAUGCGUAUCCAAAUGGCUUGACCGCAGCUAAUCCGGGGAGGCAACCUACGAUUACCAUUGCCCCUAUGCCAUCGGUUCUUCACCAACGCAAUACAAACACUGCUACGUCCCCGACUUCUCUACCGCCUCCUGUGUCAAUUGGUCCUGCUGGGAAGAGGUCUUCAUACUACAGCGGCGGUGUGACAUCCCCGGUGUCGACCUAUCUCCAGAAAGAGAAGGAGCGAAUAAUUUUGUCACAGCACGAUGAAAGCUACCUGAUGCCCGCACAUAUGCCUCCUAAAUACAGCGUCUUCGAUAUUUUCCCAUUCUCCCUUCUUGUAAAAUGGCUUACAGAGAAAGGCAAGGACGUUAAAGGGAAGAAAGGUGCCCGGAUUCGAGCAAAACUACGCAACGAAGCUAUAUCGCACAACUUGCCUCUAGAACUGUCGCUAUAUUUGAGCUCUUAUAUUGCCUCACUUCAAAACCGUAAAAUAUGUGACGUCCCAACUACCAACACCCUGUUAUUUUCCUUGAAUCAACUGGUGGAUAGUCUCACUGGAUUGGAGCGUAUUCUGACCACGCCAAUCCCAUUCUCUUACUCCAUACAUCUUUGGGUUGUCACUUUGCUAUACUGCCUUGCUUUAAUUUGGUCCACACUGAAAUGGAUCACAAUCCCUGGCACUACCGUCAUUAGCUUCAUAUUUUUCGGCUUUCUUGUCGCUGGUGAAGAAAUUGAAAACCCUUUCGGAUACGAUAAAAAUGACCUGAACCUCGACCAUUUCACACAUAAUAUCAUUCGAAACGAACUGAGAGCAGUGACUUCGACUCCACCUCCCGAUCCUACAAGAUGGGCAUUUGUCCCAGAAAAUAACCUUCUUUUCUCCAAUAACACGGAUGAACGUGUCUCUCCUGACGAAUGGAUCUCCCGCGGCCCUAAUGCCAUGCAAAGGAACCUCAGUCAUUUUUAG
This is a messenger RNA of Psilocybe cubensis, 1275 nucleotides long. Its product is annotated as UPF0187 protein. NCBI's taxonomy places the organism in Eukaryota, Fungi, Basidiomycota, Agaricomycetes, Agaricales, Agrocybaceae. Gene Ontology annotation, molecular function: chloride channel activity. The coding region runs from base 1 to 1275 and encodes 424 amino acids. The transcript has 10 exons. The record is from RefSeq and is a predicted model, not a curated record.